Molecule: messenger RNA, 1095 nt
Organism: Myxozyma melibiosi
Lineage: Eukaryota; Fungi; Ascomycota; Lipomycetes; Lipomycetales; Lipomycetaceae
Product: mannose-1-phosphate guanyltransferase
Exons: 2
Coding region: 1-1095 (364 amino acids)
Biological process (GO): GDP-mannose biosynthetic process
Cellular component (GO): cytoplasm
Molecular function (GO): GTP binding; mannose-1-phosphate guanylyltransferase (GTP) activity
Source: RefSeq, a predicted model, not a curated record
AUGAAGGGACUCAUUCUCGUUGGUGGCUACGGCACUCGUCUGCGCCCUCUCACCCUCACCCUCCCCAAGCCCCUUGUUGAGUUCGGCAACAAGCCCAUGAUUCUUCACCAGGUCGAGGCCCUCGCCGCCGCCGGCGUCACCGACAUCGUCCUCGCCGUCAACUACCGCCCCGAGAUUAUGGUCGCCGCCCUCAAGAAGUACGAAGAGCUCUACAACAUCUCCAUCACCUUCUCCGUCGAGACCGAGCCCCUCGGCACCGCCGGCCCUCUCCGUCUCGCCGCCGAGGUCCUCCAGAAGGACGACUCCCCCUUCUUCGUCCUCAACUCCGACAUCAUCUGCGACUACCCCUUCCAGCAGCUCGCCGAGUUCCACCGCUCCCACGGCGGUGAGGCCACCAUCGUCGCUACCAAGGUCGAGGAGCCCUCCAAGUACGGUGUCAUCGUCCACAAGCCCAACACCAUCGGCCAGAUCGACCGCUUCGUCGAGAAGCCCGUCGAGUUCGUCGGCAACCGCAUCAACGCCGGUAUCUACAUCCUCAACCCCUCCGUCGUCGACCGCAUCGAGCUCCGUCCUACUUCCAUCGAGAAGGAGACCUUCCCUAGUCUCUCCAAGGACGGCUCCUUGUACUCCUUCGAUCUCGAGGGCUACUGGAUGGACGUCGGCCAGCCCAAGGACUUCUUGUCCGGCACCUGCCUCUACCUCUCCUCCCUCUCCAAGAAGACCCCCGAGCUUCUUGCCUCCACCACCGAGGACUACGUCCACGGCGGCAACGUCUUGAUCGACCCCUCCGCCAAGAUUGGCAAGAACUGCCGCAUCGGACCCAACGUCACCAUUGGCCCCAACGUCACCAUCGGCGACGGUGUCCGUCUCCAGCGCUGCGUCAUCCUCCAGGGCUCUACCGUCAAGGACCACGCCUGGAUCAAGUCCUCGAUCGUCGGCUGGAACUCCACCGUCGGCCGCUGGGCUCGCGUUGAGGGUGUCACCGUCCUCGGCGAGGACGUCACCGUCUCCGACGAGGUCUACGUCAACGGUGGCUCCGUCCUCCCCCACAAGACCAUCUCGUCGAACGUCGAGCACCCCGCCAUUAUCAUGUAA